Messenger RNA from Tachysurus fulvidraco (yellow catfish), 1262 nucleotides. Its product is annotated as serine, glycine, tyrosine and glutamine-rich protein-like. The transcript has 2 exons. The record is from RefSeq and is a predicted model, not a curated record. NCBI's taxonomy places the organism in Eukaryota, Metazoa, Chordata, Actinopteri, Siluriformes, Bagridae. The coding region runs from base 421 to 765 and encodes 114 amino acids.
CAUCCUAUUUAUCUUCUUAUUUAAUCUUUAAACCGCUGAGUAACUUUAACGAGAUUCAAGAGAUGUCCCACGGUAAUAAAUGAAUCGUUCGAAUGUAAAACUGUGUGGAACAUAAAAAGUCAUCACGCUUCAUAUAGAAGUUUAGAGACUUGUUUCAUUUUUAAGUAGCGCCCUGCCACCACAUCUCCAAAUGCAAAACGAAAACAAAGUUUAAUCAAAUGUAACUCUGCUCUGCCUCAACUACUUAACUGCGAAGCAAAGCGAAGUGUGUGUGCGCGUCACGCGUCCCGAGGUCGGCGCGUGUAUAAAACGCACAGAUCACACGGCACCGAUAACACAACACAGGAGGUGACACGUCGUCCGCAGUCAUUCGUCUUCAUCUCUUCGAGUGCUACAUCACAGGUCUGAAGGAACAGCGCUAUGAAGCUCGGCGUGGCUACAUGUCUACUGCUGGUGUCUGUAAUGUGCAGCCUGUUUGAAAAAGGUGAAAUGGCCAGCAGCACCAACAGCACCAACACCACCACCUGGACCACCACAACUAUCGCAGGGGCCGCCGGUGGUGGCGCCGCCGGUGGAGGCGCCGCCGGUGGUGGCGCUGCCGGUGGUGGCGCCGCCGGUAGUGGCAUCACCACCGCUAGUGCCGUCGUCGCCACCACCGCCAAGUCAGGCGGGGCUCGGUCCAUCAGCUUCCCUUUCUCAGGUGGAAACCUUCUGCUCCUUUUGACCACGUCGGCCAUCUUCUCCAUGGCGUUGCUGCUGAAUUAACGGACAGAACGCUGCUUCCUUCCACACGGGCGGUUAACGAAUACCGCAAACCUUCAGAUCACCUAAUAGGAAUCUAAUAAGCGAGUAGAUUGGGUUGAUGGAAUCCUUGUUAGCUUCUUUCUAAUUGACAACAUAAUCCAAUGUAUAUUAUAUAUGUGUGUAUGUAAAUAUAAAUAUAAACAGCUUCAAUUUUUUCUGUAAAAGCAACUAGUUCCAUUCCUUGUGCUUGUACGGACGUAUCUUUCUCUGUUUCAGUUUAACUAACACAAUGAAUUAAUAGUGUCAUAACCUGUGACCGUGUCGACGCUGUAGUCGUGCCGUCGUCUCAAAGCAAGACCGACGAUCCGUCUUUUCUGCUGGACGGACGCAGAAGCUGUAAAUAACCAAAGAGAGACGACCUGCAGCGCACUGGCACAUCUAAAAGCCUACUGAGAGACACGAUGUAAACUGAUGUAGAUGGUUUUAUGGGUGAUGAUUAAAUAUUCUCUGUAAAAUGA